Messenger RNA from Lolium rigidum, 1539 nucleotides. RefSeq names its product putative wall-associated receptor kinase-like 16. Gene Ontology annotation, cellular component: plasma membrane. Bases 1 to 1440 code for a protein of 479 amino acids. Gene Ontology annotation, molecular function: protein serine/threonine kinase activity; calcium ion binding; ATP binding. The transcript is spliced from 3 exons. Gene Ontology annotation, biological process: cell surface receptor signaling pathway; protein phosphorylation. The record is from RefSeq and is a predicted model, not a curated record. NCBI's taxonomy places the organism in Eukaryota, Viridiplantae, Streptophyta, Magnoliopsida, Poales, Poaceae.
AUGAGUCAGGGUGUAAGUCUGAGGUAUUAUAACCAAUCAGAAUUUCCUGCAGAUAUCGAUGAAUGCAAAUCACUCUCCUGCAACGGGACAUGUCAAAACUUUCCUGGAAGCUACACAUGCACGAGUUGCCCUCAUGGAAAAGAGUUUGAUCAGAUAAAAAGGCAGUGUGUUACGUCAGCAAAGCAACACAAUCUUCUUGUGGGUAUCGCAACUGGAACUGCAUGUGGCCUUGGCUCCAUAAUUAUUGCGGUCUGUGUAAUUGUAUUCGCCAACAAGUGGAAGAAAGGCAUCCAGAAGAGAGUCCGACGAGCACACUUCAAGAAAAAUCAAGGCUUACUCUUGGAGCAGCUGAUCUCUGAUGAAAGCACCACAAACAAAACAAAGAUAUUCUCCUUGCAGGAGCUAGAGAAGGCAACCAACAACUUUGAUGCCACUCGUGUUCUUGGUCGUGGAGGACAUGGUACAGUUUAUAAAGGGAUACUAUCUGACCAGCGGGUGGUAGCUAUUAAAAAAUCCAGAAUUGUGGAGCAAAUUGAAAUAGACCAGUUUAUCAACGAGGUUGCUAUCUUGUCUCAAAUCAUUCAUCGCAAUGUGGUAAAGCUAUUUGGUUGUUGCCUAGAAUCUGAGGUUCCUUUGCUGGUGUACGAGUUCAUAUCUAAUGGUACACUGCAUGACCUUCUUCACACUGAUGUUAGUGUUAAAUGCUUGUUGUCAUGGGAUGAUCGUAUUAGGAUUGCAGUAGAAGCAGCAGGGGCACUGGCUUAUCUGCACUCAGCUGCUGCAAUCCCAAUUUUCCAUAGAGAUGUAAAAUCUUCUAACAUACUAUUGGAUGGCAGCUUUGCUACAAAGAUUUCCGACUUUGGUGCUUCAAGAUCAGUUUCACUCGAUGAAACUCAUGUGGUGACUAUUGUCCAAGGAACAUUUGGUUACCUAGAUCCAGAGUAUUACCAUACUGGGACACUAACUGAAAAGAGUGAUGUAUACAGUUUUGGGGUAAUACUUGUGGAACUUUUGACAAGAAAAAAGCCAAUUUUUAUCAAUGAUUUAGGUGCAAAACAAAACUUGUCCCAUUAUUUCGUGGAAGGAUUGCAAGAGGGAGUUGUCAUGGAAAUAAUGGAUCAUCAGGUUGUCAAGGAGGCAAACGCAGAAGAGAUUGAUGAUAUUUGCUCACUUACAGAAGCAUGCUUGAGACUCAGAGGAAGGGACAGACCUACUAUGAGAGAAGUGGAUAUGAGGUUGCAAUUCUUGAGAAGUAAGAGGCUAAGAAAAUGCAAAAUUAUCCCAGCUAGUGAUGAAGAGAUUGAGCAUUUUUUAUGCCCAAAUGUUGGUAAUUCUGAUGCACCGAUGAAUGUUGUCAAUGCUGGCAAUUUAACAUCUAAAGGAAUCUCUUGCUACAGUCUAGAGCAAGAACUUUCAUCCUCACUCACUUUCCCACGAUAAGUAUAUAAGUGCCAUACCACAACGGUGUCCUUCCUAUUAUUCAUUUGAAGUAUCAUUUAUUUUCCAUGGACUUGUAAUAUGUUACAUUGUUCGCUUUAG